GAGUCUGCUCCUCUUCCUCAAAAUGUCCUGGACCCGAGGACUCGUCCUGGUCCUGCUCUCUGCCCUCCUCAUCCUCACCUUUUCUGAUGUGGUGAAAAGUGCAGCAGUACGAGACUCAGAGCCAGCCGAUCCUAAAGACGCUGCGCGGCAGGUCUUCAUGCACGAAUCCGACGCUUCCAACUUCUUCAAACGUCGGAGUCGCCGUUCACCCAGAUACUACGCUGAGACCCUAGCUGAGCAGAGAGUGAAGCGAGCCGCCAGCGAGCGGCGCAGGGAGUUCAACGAGGAGCAGAGGACCGAGUACGAGAACUACGUGGAGGAGGAUCGAGACGAGCUAAACGAGAGGUCGAGGGAGACAAACGAGCAGCUGAGGGAAUAUCACUACGAUGGUCUCUACCCUCGACACUUCUGGUUCCACUGAGCGGAGCUGGAACGCAGCGUUAAUACUGUCGUUUUAUUUUGAAGGGCUCUCCUGACAGUCUGAUGGCAGACACUUUAACUAUCCAUAUAUUUGUAUWAUUUCAAAGGUACUGUGUUUUUCUUACAUAUAUUUUUGUACAUUUUAACUGUAAAGUGUAUCCAGUGCAUGCUUGUGUUUUUAUUAGACAGUUUAAAACCAGGUAGAGGACUGUAGCUUUGAGUUUUGCAGAGGWAUGUGUUAUGCAGAAAUAAAAUAAAGAUCAGUUUCCAUGACUUGAA
This is a messenger RNA of Austrofundulus limnaeus, 699 nucleotides long. It is a transcript of the gene ucmaa, whose product is annotated as upper zone of growth plate and cartilage matrix associated a. Gene Ontology annotation, cellular component: extracellular matrix. Gene Ontology annotation, biological process: embryonic skeletal system development; regulation of osteoblast differentiation. The record is from RefSeq and is a predicted model, not a curated record. Lineage: Eukaryota; Metazoa; Chordata; Actinopteri; Cyprinodontiformes; Rivulidae. The transcript is spliced from 5 exons. The coding region runs from base 23 to 421 and encodes 132 amino acids.